CAAACAACAGGGACUAAAAUCACAGUUUACUAAAAAAAUUGUCUAUUUAAAAAAUUUUAUACUCCCGUUUGAUGCAACGAUCUCUGCUCUCUCUCCCAUGGCUGAAGAGAGGAGAGAAUCGAAAUGGGAAGGCAAAGUCGUUGCAGAAGUAAGAAGUAUCACACCACAACAAGUAUGGCCUCUCUUGGAAGACUUCUGCAACGUCCACAAAUGGCUUCCGACUAUCGACACAAGCCGCCAUGUGGAAGGAGUCUACGGUCAACCAGGUCUCGUCAGGUACUGUGCCUCCACCCUAUCAUCAUUACCGUCUAACGGCGACGAUCAGACGCCUACGACUGUAGUCAAUUGGUGUCACGAGAAACUUCUGUCGAUUGAUCCCGUUCAACGGAGUCUGAGUUAUGAGAUCACGGAGAAUAACCUAGGGUUCACGUUUUACGUCGCUGAGUGGAAGGUGAUCGAAUUGAAGGGUGAUGAUAAUGCCGGAGGAUGCCGGAUCGAGUGGUCGUUCAGUUGUAAUCCGGUAGAAGGGUGGAAAUUAGAGGAUUUCAGUGGUUAUAUCGGAUCGGGUUUAGAAGGCAUGGCGAAGAGAAUCGAAAAGGAGCUUCUAGUUGCGACUAGUUGAAUUCUGGUACUGAAUCGUAUUCUGCAUCUUCAUAAACUCUAAUUGGUUCUUAUGGUAUUGUAUAAGAAUCCCUUAAUUAUGCUUGUUUUGGAAUAAGACCAGGAUCAAACCCUAAAAGAUGAUUGAAUCUUAAAAAAAUAAGGGGUAUGUUUGGAUUUCUUCAUACUUUUGAUCCAUCUUCAUUGGAAAUGUGACUGUAAAUUCUGGAUUUAGGUUAUGAAAGUAUGGAAGAGUAGUAAAA
Cynara cardunculus var. scolymus (artichoke) is the source of this 863-nucleotide messenger RNA. RefSeq names its product lachrymatory-factor synthase. The transcript has a single exon. Bases 98 to 622 code for a protein of 174 amino acids. Lineage: Eukaryota; Viridiplantae; Streptophyta; Magnoliopsida; Asterales; Asteraceae. The record is from RefSeq and is a predicted model, not a curated record.